Molecule: messenger RNA, 4163 nt
Organism: Scleropages formosus (Asian bonytongue)
Lineage: Eukaryota; Metazoa; Chordata; Actinopteri; Osteoglossiformes; Osteoglossidae
Product: trophoblast glycoprotein
Exons: 2
Coding region: 565-1689 (374 amino acids)
Biological process (GO): negative regulation of canonical Wnt signaling pathway
Cellular component (GO): plasma membrane
Molecular function (GO): protein binding
Source: RefSeq, a predicted model, not a curated record
GGACCCGCGAGCGGAGGGGCGAGUGGCUUUCGCGCGUGUAAAAUACGGAGACGGAGACGGAGCGUGAGCAGCAGCCACGGAGGAGAACAUUGACCGAUUGAGGAGGAGCGAGGAAACCACCGAAGAGCCCAGAGAGAGAGAGAGAGGAGACCAACAGGACACCAGGUGCGGACAACUUGUUCCAUCCGGAGGGAGCGAAAGAAAGUUCGCCGCGCGAAGCCAGGAGGAGGAGACCUCGACGACGACUCGAGGUUCGCCUGGACUCUCAGUGUGUCCGCUGUGACAGAGUCACACACGGUGCGUGGAAAACUCUGGCCUCCCUGUCCUACACACAGUGACUCUUGAUUUUCUUUUCAUCAGCCAGCUCUCCCUCUCUCUCUCUCCUCCUCCUGCUGGAUUAUUUCUCACCCCCGGCCGGCGUCUGACGUCUGCCCUCCUCUGCCGCGCACCCAGCUGGACACUUGGCUGAGCGCGCGUCUCACUCCGCUCCGGACCUGCUGGAUCCACGUGGAGCUCGUGCUCUUCUUCUUCUGCUCCUCCUCCUCCUCCUCCACCACCACCACGAUGCUCCGCGUCCCGGUUCUGGCGCUGUCUGUGGCCGCGGUGCUGAUGCGCGCUCCCGGGCUGCGCGCCUCCUCCUGCCCCCCCGGGUGCGAGUGCUCGGAAGCCGCGCUCACCGUGAAAUGCCUGUCCAAGGAGCUGCGGGAGGUGCCCGCGGGGGUCCCCGGCUACACGAGGAACCUCUUCAUCACGGGCAACUCGAUCCGCAGAGUCGGACCCGAGUCCUUCAGGGGCCUCGAGAACGUGAGCACGCUGUCCCUGAGCAACAACAGGAUCGCCGAGGUGCAGUCGCAGGCCUUCUCCCCGCUGCGCAGCCUCCGAUCCCUGGACCUGAGCCACAACGAGCUGGCGCUGAUCCACCCGGAGGCGCUGUCCGUGCCCGGCGGGUCGCUGCGCGAGCUCAACCUGAGCCGGGCGCUCUACAACCACUCGGCCGUCGUGGACCUGGCCACGGCGCUGCGCUGGGGGGGCCUGGGGGGCCUCCUCGGCCUCGACCUCUCGUCCAACCGCCUGGUGCUCCUGCCCCCCGGCAUGUUCGCGCACCUGCCCGGCCUGCGGCGCCUCCUGCUGGCCAACAACUCUCUGGUGGCGCUGCACAACGGCACGUUCGCGGGCCCCGAGCGCCUCGAGAAACUGGACCUGACCCUGAACGCGUUCCGGACGUUUCGGGAGGAGGGCCUGCAGGAGUUGGAACGGCCGGCCGCGGUGCGCCUCCUGCUGGCCGGGAACCCGUACGCCUGUUCCUGCGAGCUGGAGGACUUCGCCGCCUGGCUCAACAGCUCGCGCGCCCGCGUGGACGACUCCGAGCUGCUGACCUGCGCCUCGCCCCCGGCGCUGCGCGACGCCUCCGUGCGGGCCCUGGGGGGACGGAGCCUGGCGUGCCACGACGGCCCGGUGGGGGAGGGCACCGCCCUGGCGCUGCAGACCUCCUACGCCUUCCUGGGCGUGGUGCUGGGCUUCGUGGGCGUGGUCUUCCUCUUUGUGCUCUACCUCAACCGCAGGGGUAUCAAGAAGUGGAUCGUGGACACGCGAGACGCCUGCAGGGACGUGCUCGAGGGCUACCACUACCGCUACGAGAUGGACUCGGACCCGCGCCUCGGCCACGUCUCCACGUCCGGAGAUCUGUGAUGGCCCCACGCUCGGCAUGACGGUCCUCCUUCUCUUUGUGGGCGAUUUCCUGCCGCGAGACAAACCUGCCACACGCUGUAUAAGUAUUCAUACCCAUAACCUCCUGUAGAUGCAUGCUGCCUGCCCUUUGCCUGCUAGUCGCCUUGUUUUCCAGUGACGCUCCGGACACGUUCCGGCUUUACCGCGGACUUACCGCGUUCUCCUCCUUGGUGGCGUUUGAGCUUCUCCAGAUGCUCCCGCACCGUGCCUUGGUCUCGCUCUCCUUCCCACCAGGGGACGAGCGACUGCUCCAGUCUGCUGGGGGCCCUGCUGUUGUACCCUUGCGUGGGGUAAAUAUCGAGUUAUUGCCAAGGAGAUGUAGGCAUGCGUACUGUGGUUGUUCUGCUGGUGUGUGAGGAAACGCACACACACACACACACACACACACAGAGCUCUGGAGGCUGCAGAAACAUGUCUGGCCAGUGUUUGUGGUGUUUGGGCAGAAACACCUUGCACAGCUUUGCCUCACCCUGUUCCUGGGACUUAAGGACCCCCCCCCGAGCAGGACCAUCCUACAGAUGUUUCACUUCUCCUGUUUCACACUCGACUGUCGCUGAAGCUCUUCCAUCCUGAGGGACCUGAGUGAUGGUGAAGUGCGCUUUGUGUCAGCACUUCCUACAACGUGAGUCGAACCCAGGCUCUGUGUCAAACUUCCUGUGGUUCCCAGUGUUUUGUCAGCAUCUUCGCAGUUCCUGAUGGAGAUCUUUUGCGCGCUGCUUGUAAGCGGGAAUAAAAAUGAACGCGUACCACGGUAAACUUGCGAGGAACGGCUGCCAUGGAAACGGUUGUUCCCUGAUUUAUGGUUCUCGCCAAAAGAGGAGCACCGGAGAUCUAGGUGCCGCGUUGGGACAAAGGGGGUGAUUUGUCUCGGCGAGAUCAGCUCCCGUCCCUCUCGCUGUCGGGAAGAUGGAAGAUGCCGGAGGGAGGAGACGGAGGAGACCAUGAGACCGUCUCUCAGUCCCUUCGUGUUGAACCUCACUGGGGUUCUGGGACGCUGCGCCAUGAUGAUUCCCACUGUGUGUCGCGAAACACCUGUAUUGCACAGGAUGGCAACAUGCGUAGGAGACAAGAAGGGAAAACUUAUUAAAACAUGGUAAAAAAGCUCCAUGUAUACACUGCUGGAGAAGGGUGUGAACAAAGCAGACAGACUGUAUGCAGAGAUGUGUGUGUGUGUGUGUGUGUGUCCUGUGUGUCCUGUGUGUUGUGACAGUAAGAGGUCCUCAGUGUCCACUGUCUCCACAUCAAGUCCUCCGCCCCUCAACAUCUCAGGAGUGAAAGGCCACGGCGACGGGAACGAGGGACCCCCGGGGGCCCAGAGGCCUCGUCCCUCCCAGUCGGAGGAGGUCGAUCCUUGUGCUUCGGGACGUUCUGACGCUCUGGCUCAAGGAACCACAUCGGGCUCCAAAGUCCUCGUCCAGCUGGACCUUCUGCAGCUUCCCACGUCUCCAAGGACCGCUGUCCUUUGCCCACUGGGGCUGGUCGCUGGUUUGCGGCCCACGGUCACGGUGGCAUCGCUGCAGCGGGGCUUCAUGGGAACUUUGUAGCGUUGCAUUGCAGAGGUCGUGUUUGCAUGCUGGAAUGCGACAAACAAAAUGCAUUUUUGAAUGUAGCAAAUAAUGUAGUUAUUUUCUAGUCACUAAAGGUGCAUUUUUAUGAACAUCUUCUGUGUUGCAAUUUUUUUUACUAUGUUUUUAAAGAGAAGAAUAUGUAAGGAAUGUAUAUGAUGUGUGAUCAACAGUGUAGCUUUGAACAUUGCUAGUGCUUGCUCUAGGAAGUGGCGUCACGGGUCAGUCAGUCAGUCGACUGAGCAAUCAAUCAAUCAGUCAAUCAAUCAAUCAAUGAGUGAGUGAGUCAAGGAAUAAGUCAGUCAGCAGGUUUUGACACACACAACUCUCAGCGAAACACUUUAAAAGACCCCGUCGGUUUGCUUUGUUUUAAAACAAUGUCCAGGGAACAAAUGUGUGUUGUCUGUCCAGAAAACUCCGGAAAGAGUCGGCAGCUCCGCCCUCAGCGCAGAAUGAAGGACGGAAACAGUUUGCAUCCUUUCGCUUUUCUCCAUCUUAUGUGCAGUUCAGUGACUCGGCCACAGCUGGACGUUUCUUGCACAGCUGUUUAUGCAGCCCUGCUGAUGCGAGACGUGUGGGGACAACAUCUUUGUCUCAAGGACAGAGGCUCCUGCGUCCAAGAGUUUGAUGCGUCCAAAGGCAAACACAAACACGCUCAUCACACACGUGUCUGCACUCCGACAGACUGCCUGCAUCAUGAUGAAUAUUCACUCCGAUUGGCCGUCCUCCAAUUCAGACACAGCUGUCCCUCGGCGUAGUGACACGAGUCCCGUAAACAGACACAGUGGAGGACAGGUUUGCACAUGAGACCAAUGAACUCCAGGCCACAAGGACAACAUGAGCUCUGUAGUUCUGUAAACGCUUUCUUCU